Messenger RNA from Lagopus leucura (white-tailed ptarmigan), 3119 nucleotides. It is a transcript of the gene EDNRA, whose product is annotated as endothelin receptor type A. The coding region runs from base 335 to 1600 and encodes 421 amino acids. The transcript has 8 exons. Gene Ontology annotation, biological process: G protein-coupled receptor signaling pathway; regulation of blood pressure; vasoconstriction. Gene Ontology annotation, cellular component: membrane. Lineage: Eukaryota; Metazoa; Chordata; Aves; Galliformes; Phasianidae. The record is from RefSeq and is a predicted model, not a curated record. Gene Ontology annotation, molecular function: endothelin receptor activity.
UGGGGGAGGGGGCAGAACGGAGAGGACGCUCAGCAUUCUCCUUCAGUCUGCCUUUCCGUUACUGAUUCAGCGGAGGUGGAGAUUGUCUAUCCCACCCAGUCAGCGGCAGGCGGGAGGAUCCGCCGAGACCAUCCCAGGAAAAGCUCUCGGAGGAAAUCGCGGCAGCGGGGGCAGCAGCCGCAGCAUGAGCGCGGAGCCGGGGCCGGCCGCACGGCUGGGCUGAGUGCGCGGAGCCGGCCUCGGGGCAGCAGCCCGCAGGUGAAAAACUGCUCAGUAUUUCACUGAGAUACUGAAAAAACCUGCCUCGCUGACUUUGCCCAUUUGGGACUUUGUGAUGGAAGCCUUGUAUUUACGAGUCUCUUUGCUGCUGCUGCUUUUGGGAUUUGUCUUCUGUGACAGCUCUGACAGAUACGCUACCAAUCGGAGUGAUGUGGGAAUCUACCUUUCCACUUCCUCAGGGAUUGAAUCCAGCCUACUCCCCGCCACUAGACGGCCCCUGGUAUCCAACCAAACUGUCAAAUGCUCCCAGCAGACUAAGAUUGCUGAAACUUUUAAAUACAUUAACACAGUGGUAUCUUGUGCUAUUUUCAUCGUUGGAAUGGUUGGGAAUGCAACUCUGCUGAGGAUCAUUUACCAGAACAAGUGUAUGAGGAAUGGCCCAAAUGCACUGAUAGCCAGUCUGGCACUAGGAGACCUUAUCUAUAUUGUCAUUGAUAUUCCUAUCAUUGUGUACAAGCUCCUGGCUCAGAAGUGGCCUUUUGGAGAUUCUGAAUUUGGGCAGUUUCUUUGCAAAUUCCUUCCCUUUAUACAGAAGGCAUCAGUGGGAAUCACAGUCCUUAAUCUCUGUGCACUUAGUGUGGACAGGUAUAGAGCAGUUGCCUCCUGGAGCCGCGUUCAGGGAAUUGGAAUCCCUAUGAUCACUGCUAUUGAAAUUUUCUCCAUUUGGCUUCUGUCUUUUAUACUGGCUAUUCCAGAAGCCAUUGGUUUUGCUGUGGUACCUUUCAGAUACAAAGAUGAAAGUUAUGUUACCUGCAUGCUCAACCCUACAAAUAAAUUUAUGUUGUUUUACAAAGAUGCAAAGGAUUGGUGGCUGUUUGGCUUCUAUUUCUGCAUGCCACUGGCGUGUACUGCCAUCUUCUAUACGCUAAUGACUUGUGAAAUGUUAAACAGAAGGAACAGCAACUUGAGAAUUGCUCUCAGUGAACACCUUAAGCAGCGCCGAGAAGUCGCAAAGACAGUUUUCUGUUUAGUAGUGAUAUUUGCUCUUUGCUGGUUCCCCCUCCAUUUGAGCCGAAUUUUGAAGAAAAUGGUAUACAAUGAAAGAGAUCCCGGCAGAUGUGAACUGCUCAGUUUCUUGCUGCCAUUGGAUUAUAUCAGCAUCAACCUGGCAACUAUGAACUCUUGCAUAAACCCAAUAGCACUCUAUUUUGUCAGCAAGAAGUUUAAAAACUGUUUUCAGUCAUGUCUUUGUUGUUGCUGCUCCCAGUCAAAAAGUUUAGCGACUUCAGUGCCCAUGAAUGGAACAAGCAUCCAGUGGAAAAACCAAGAAUUAAACAAUCACAACACAGAUCGAAGCAGCCAUAAAGACAGCAUAAACUGAAUACUAACGACUCUGUCACCACUUCGGAAUCAAUCAGAAAAAUAACUAUCACAACAAAGUUGUUUCUACAAGAAGCCUAAUGAGCGUUCCAUCAUCAAUUCAGAAGUGUACAUCCUUGUAGCUAUCUCUAGAGUUGACAGACUACAGCUGUGAUGCUUUGUGAACUGAGAUCUACUGGAUGGUAAUUCUGUCUCUGAGAGUUAUGACGAGUAUGAAACCUAAAAAAUGACACGACCCAUACAGGUGGUUUGCUCUUCCGAACCAAGCAGAAACUAUCCAACGUUUAACUGGUACAUCAGUCUUCUUACCUGAUUGUCACUAAGAAUUAUCACUAUGGAAUUCUUCUGAAAAUAUCUAAGUGGAACCUGUGUAUAUUUCCUCUCUGCCCAUUUGUCUUUCGACUUCUGUUUUUGUGGUGGAUAUAUUCCAUGCACCACUACAUUUUUCGUAUUGUUGUCAGUAUUUUUACUCAGAUUUAUUUUGGAAAAUGUUUUGUUCCACAUCAGUAUGUUAUUUACUUAUUGUAACAUAAGUCAUGAUAUCAGCUGGGCAGCUCACACUUACAGCACUUGAGUACCCAAAAAUAGGAAGAAACCAUACAAAAGAGCAACGACAUUUGGCACUUAAGCACCGAUUAAUACCAAAAAAGAGGUACUAAUAAUGCAGUACUGCGCUGUGUUAUUUAUUUUAAAGCUUUGUACAAAAUAAACAGUUUAUAUCAGAAAAAUGAAUAAAAGAUGUCCUCAGGCAUCUUACAAUGUGUUUUCAAUUAACCUGUCAUGUUAAUUCGUAAACUAUAUUAACAUAUUAAUCUACUUAGACUAUAGCUGCUUUAAAUCUGUGUCAAAAUGAGUCACUGGAACACAGUGAAAUAUUAAUAAACCUGUUCAAAGAGAUCUGAGAAUAUGAUUACUUCCAUAGCAACUGUGCAUAACACUACUUACACAUGGUGAACAAGAAGCUACUACAGUCAUAGCCAACGCAGAACUGUGGAAGUCCAUAAGAGUUGGAUAUGCACACAGGUAUUUGGUGCCAUUUGCUUACAGAGGUUUUUUUUGCCUUACUCUCACCAUGUUCAAAGAUUUUUACGAGGUUUGACAGAAUUGUUAACCAAAAAAUGCUGUUAAUAACAUAUAGAAAAAUUUGCUUGCAUACAUAUAAACCAGUAUUUUACUUAUUUAUUUCCACCUAUUGUGGUUACAUGGCAAGAGAUUCAUUGUUUGGUGUAAAAAAAUUAAUGGUAGGCUUAUUCAGUAGUGGAAUUACACAGCAUGGUGUCAGAAAUGCGCACAAACCUGCCAGGAAAUCUGUAACUCUUUUGUGCCAUAUUAAGAAACAGUAACUGAAUUCCCACAAUUUUUUGCAAGUGUUACUUUUCAAGUAAAAAAUAUGCAGGGUUCUACCAUUAUUUACAAGGUCAAAAUGCUAGUGCCUACAGUGAAGCCUGCUGCACAAAUUUCCCAAAUGUUUACAUUCACACAGAUCUUCUCAAGUAUAUUAAAAAAAACUUUUUAACUUA